Messenger RNA from Eimeria necatrix, 2046 nucleotides. RefSeq names its product oxidoreductase, putative. The record is from RefSeq and is a predicted model, not a curated record. Lineage: Eukaryota; Apicomplexa; Conoidasida; Eucoccidiorida; Eimeriidae. The coding region runs from base 1 to 2046 and encodes 681 amino acids. The transcript has 3 exons.
AUGGGUGUGGAUACUUCGCCUUUCCGCUGCGGCAGCCAGCUGCGGGCCAUGCUGCACGACUCGAUGACUUCUGCGGGUUUGUUUGUGCUGGGGAGUGUGGCAGCAGCAGCAGGAGUGUGCGCGUGCUUCCCGGGGAGUGCUGCUGCGGCUGCAGCAGCGUGCUGCAGCAGCGCAGCAGCAGCAGCAGCAGCAGCAGCAGCAGCACUGCUGUGGACCUGGGCCUUCUGCAGACUCGCCGAGGGCUACCGCCUUCCCCCCUCUUUGAGCCCGCGAGACCUUCGCCCGCGGCUGUUCGUGCUGGUGGAGGCCGCAGUGUCUUUGCUGUGCGGCCAGCAGCAGCAGCAGCAGCAGCAGCAGCAGCAGCAGCAGCAGCACAUGCGGGGCAAGGUCUGCGCAGUCACUGGCUGCAACUCCGGGAUCGGGGAGGAGAUCGCGCUGCAGCUUGCUGCUUGGGGGGCUCGUGUUGCGCUGCUGUGCCGCAACGAGGCGGAGGGCAAGGCCUUGGCCCGCCGCAUUCACAUCCAGCAGCAGCAGCAGCAGCAGCAGCAGCAGCAGCAGCAGCAGCAGCAGCAGCAGCAGCAGCAGGGGGACCCUGGGGAGUGCGGCGCCGCGUGCCGGGAGGGCUGCAUCGCGCGCUUCAUAAAGGCGGACCUCUGCAGCCUGGAGUCGCUGCGGGAAGCUGCUGCUGCAGUGGCCGCCUUCUGCAGCAGCAGCAGCAGCAGCAGCAGCAGCAGCAGCGGGAGGCUGGACGUGCUGGUGCACAACGCGGGCGUGCUGCUGACGCAGCAGCUGCUGCUGACCCAAGAAGGAAUAGAAAAAAUGUUCUACACUCAUGUUGUGGGGCCCUACAGUCUGACGCGGCUGCUGCAGUCGGGUGUACGUACACCCGGCAGCCGCGUCAUCUUCGUGUCUUCCCUCGCGCAGCACUCCGCGCCGCAGGCCUUCCACCCGCUGAACGCCAUGUGCAGCAGCCAGGCCUACGCUGCUGCUGCUGCUGCUGCUGCUGCUGUCCAGCAGCAGCAGCAGCAGCAGCAGGAAGCCAGCCGCGCCCCGCAGACGCCCUGGACGCCUGAGAACUACGACGGCCGGGAAGUCUACGCCUGCAGCAAGUUGGCGGAGACCUGGCUUGCUGCUGCGCUGCAGCGGGACCUCAACAGCAGCAGCAGCAGCAGCAGCAGCAGCAGCAGCAGCGGGGAGGGCGCUGCUGCUGCUGCGCCGCUGCUGGUGGUGAGCGUACACCCCGGCGUUGUCAACACGAAGCUGCCGAGACACCUGAAGGGCCGCAGCCUCCUGUGGCGGCUGCUUGUUGCUGCUGCCAGCAGCACUUUGAUGAAGACGCAGCAGCAAGGAGCAGCAACGCCGCUGCUGCUGGCAGCAGCAGCAGCAGCAGCAGCAGACCUCAGGGGCGGCAGCUACUACGCAGAGGGCGAGCUGGGCAUUGCAGACCCUCGAGCAGCAAAUCGACAAAUGCAAGACAUCACUCUUGCCAUUUGCAAAGCACUCACCAACUUAGCGGCCGUAGAGUCUGCUGCAGCAACUGCGGCUGCUGCUGCUCUCCGGCGUUUUCAAGCAGCACUAAUUGCUGCUGCAGCAGCUGCUGCAGCAGCUGCUGCAGCAGUUGCUGCUGCUCACAAACAGCACGAGCGGGAGUUGCAGGAGCUACUGCCGCUGCAGCUGCGUGAACAGCAACAACAGCAGCAGCAGCAGCAACUCCAGCUGCUGCUGCUGCUGCAGCAAGAGAUCUGGCGAGUGGUGCCAGAUUCUCCCCGUGCUAUUGCUGCUGCUGCUGCCUCUGCUACUGUAUCCGCUGCUGCUGCCUCUGCUGCUGCUGCUCCUGCUGCUGCCUCUGCUGCUGCUGCUGCGCCUCCUGCUGCUGCCUCUGGAAACUCUUUUGCUGCCUCUUCGCUGCCGCUGCUGCUCUCCUCUGGAAGCCCGAAGGUCGGUGAGGCAGUCCUUAGCCUUGAGGUCCCGCCUGAGCAGCAGCAGCAGCAGCAGCAGCAGCGGCAGCAGCAACAGCAACAGCAGCAGCAGAAACAACAGCAGUAA